Molecule: messenger RNA, 405 nt
Organism: Anopheles nili
Lineage: Eukaryota; Metazoa; Arthropoda; Insecta; Diptera; Culicidae
Exons: 2
Coding region: 89-307 (72 amino acids)
Biological process (GO): mitochondrial respiratory chain complex IV assembly
Cellular component (GO): mitochondrion
Source: RefSeq, a predicted model, not a curated record
UUUGCAAGGACGAAAAGCCACUAACAGCUUUGAAAUUUUAGUUUUUUGUGUGGGCGAAUACUCCUGCAGGAGGAGAGCAAAGUUCACAAUGUCCGCAGCGGCAAAAAUAACCUUUUUGUCCGCGUGUGUCGCUAGCGGAGGACUGAUUGCGUACGUGCACUACAGCCAGGCAGCUGACCGAGAACGACUGCACGAAGGAGUGCGCCGAGACGUUGAACGACAACGGUUGAAACAGCUUUCCUCCACUGCAGCCAAAGACACACCAGUCGACGGCGGGUCUGUGAUAAAAAUGAACGAACAUUUGUAAAUCCAGUGCUAUAUACAGAAUUUGCUUUGAGACAUUAUUGUUGCGUGGUGUUUCUGUUAUAGUGUGAUUUGUAGUGAAUAAAUCAUGUAGACGUUUGA